Diabrotica balteata is the source of this 2184-nucleotide messenger RNA. The record is from the annotation of a GenBank genome assembly. NCBI's taxonomy places the organism in Eukaryota, Metazoa, Arthropoda, Insecta, Coleoptera, Chrysomelidae.
AGAGAGAUAAGGUACUACACACAACAUCCGAUAUUAGUAACUUUUUCGUUGUGUAACUUUCGUUUCUUGAGUUGAGUAAGCAGUGAUGGUUUAUUAUAGAAAGGAGUCUACUUCGUGUUGAUUAUUACAGUUCCAUUUUUAAUUGUGAGUUUCAUAAAGUUUUUUAUAUCAUGUGCGGUAUUACAAACGAUGAUUACCAUUUUUUAGCACCUAAAUGAGUAGGUCUACAUAAUGUUCUGCAAGUUUAACCAGCUGCUACAGAAAUAUGUUUAAAACAGUGAUACAUCAAUGAUAAUUCCAAUAUAAUAUACAGAUCACCAUGUUUGCUGGUAUAAGAAGAAGACUCAAAAAAACACUACCAAUGAUAUUAUUUGUAAUCCUAACUGUGAUUUUUUUGGUAAGAAUAUAUUUUAAUGGAAAAGAAAAUGAAAUUCAUCCUAAACAUAUAAUUAGGAAAAAAUACCAAGAAGAAUACGUCGAUAGGCACGGAGUACGCGUAGUAGUAGGUCACUAUAGAGGAAACAUCGCCCACAAUAUUCCAGAAGCUUCAAACGAAACUAUCAACAAAAACAACUUCGAUCCAGUACCAAACGCUGGCAAAAACGGACAACCUUUGGUAGUAGACAACAAAGAUUUCGUAAAAACACAGCAAUUGUAUCAGAUAAACCAAUUUAAUUUAAUGGCUAGUGAUAAAAUACCACUAAAUAGGAGUUUGCCUGAUUACAGGAGGAAGAGAUGCACCAUGUUGUUUAAAGACUACUUGACAUACCCAAAAACCAGUAUCAUCAUUGUUUUUCACAAUGAAGCAUGGUCUACUUUGUUAAGAACGGUAUGGAGUGUUAUCAAUCGGUCUCCUAAAGAGUUAGUUCAGGAAAUCAUAUUAGUUGAUGAUGCCAGCGAAAGAGAAUUCUUAAAAAAGCCCCUAGACGACUAUAUCAAAACACUACCAAUAAAAACUAUCAUCAUACGCAGUUCAACCAGAGUAGGUCUCAUCAAGGCUAGAUUAAAAGGUGCCAGAGUAGCUGAAGGUGAAGUUUUAACAUUUUUAGACGCUCACUGUGAAUGUACCCAAGGUUGGUUAGAGCCACUGCUGUCUGUGAUAAAUAAAGAUAAGAAGACUGUCAUUUGUCCUACUAUAGAUAUUAUUAACCACGAUACGUUUGCCUAUGUUAAGAGUUUUGAGUUGCACUGGGGUGCCUUUAACUGGAAUCUUCAGUUUAGGUGGUACACACUUGGAGGUACAGAACUAAAACUACGCCAAAAAGACAUCACUCAACCAUUUAACUCUCCAGCUAUGGCUGGAGGACUCUUCGCCAUGGACAAGAAAAUGUUCUUCGAGUUUGGAUCUUACGAUGAAGAUAUGAAGAUCUGGGGAGGGGAAAAUUUGGAAAUGUCUUUCAGAAUCUGGCAGUGUGGUGGAAAGAUUCAAAUAUCACCCUGUUCUCGAGUUGGACACGUAUUUAGGAAGUCUUCUCCGUAUUCCUUUCCCGGUGGUCUGGAGAAAACUCUGUAUACAAAUUUGGCUAGAGUAGCGCUGGUGUGGUUGGACGACUGGGCCAGAUUUUUUUUCAAAUACAAUGAACAGUCCAGAAAGGUAAGAGAGGAUCAAAACGUGACAGCCAGAUUGGAGUUAAGGAAAAGACUGAAUUGUAAAUCUUUCGAUUGGUACUUAAACAACGUUUGGCCGCAGCAUUUCUUUCCUAGGAAUGAUAGAUUCUUUGGGAAAAUAAAGAAUGUAGGAAAGAAUAUGUGUCUAGUGAAACCAGAUCAAAAGCAUCUAAUGAAUCAACCGAUGGGCAUAGCAACUGUGGACCUAUGCCUCUCUGACGACGUGGAGAUUGAAAUGUUUGUAAUGACCAAAGACGGGUUUAUAAUGACUGAUGAUUCGAUUUGUCUUGAUGGUCCAGAAAAACCUAAAACCGGACUUAUGAAAGUCAGAAUUGUUGCCUGUCACGGUUCUAGUAGGCAGAAGUGGGAGUAUGACAAAAAGACUAAUGAAAUUCGCCACGUAUCUAAUAGCAAAUGUCUAGACGUAAGAAACUCCACAAAAUUUGCUCAAGAACUCGUCUUAAAUGAAUGUGAUCGAAGUAAUAAUCAACAAUGGACGUUAGAAUCAGUGCCUUGGAAAUAAAACUUAUUAAAUAUUUUUAAUAUUUAAAUCGUUAAUUAAACAUUUUUCAUUUU